GUUACUGGAAGACCUUGGCUUUGCUCUACUACCCAGCCCUCUACUACCCUCUGAUUGCAUGCGCCACGGUCCGACACCAAGCCGGAUACAUCCUGGGCUGCCUACUCUCCUGGGCCCACUGCGGGGUCCAAAUAUGGCAUAAAGUGGAGUGCCCUGAGACAGCCAAGUUCUACAGGUACUACCCCCUGCUGGCCUCCUUGCCCCUCCUCUCUGGCCUUGUGCUUCUGAGCCUUUGGUACCCUGCGCAGCUGCUGCGAUGCUGGAGUGGGAAGACGGCCCCGGCUGGCCCAGAGGUGAUGGAGGAAAGCUAUUAUGGAGACUAUCUCAGGCACAUCCUCAGUGGGAAGAGAUCAAAAAGCAGCUCCACGGUGACCAAUCCAAGCUUUGCCUCCCGGGUCUUGUGCUGUUUCCUCCCUUACAUCUACAUUCCACAGCGAGGUUUCCGGCUUCCCCUGAAACUCAUCCUUUCAGCCACCUUGGCAGCGAUCACAAUUUACCAGGAGGCCCUGCUGUUCCUGGUGGCUUUUGUCCCCAUCCUCCAGAAGGCCAGAGCAGGAAUCACAGAAGAGGUCACCUACCUGCUGGCUGGCUUUGGGCUGGUCCUCUCAGAAGACAAGUUGGAAGUGAUAGAGCUGGUGAAAUACUACCUAUGGGCUUUAGAAGUGUGCUAUGUCUCUGCCCUGGUCCUGUCCUGCUUGCUUACCUUCCUCAUGCUGACAAGGUCAAUGGUGACACACAGAGCUAACCUGAGGGCUCGGCAUUGUGGUGUAGCUCUGGAUGGAGGCCCCAAGCCACAGAGGCAGGGUGUGAAUGCCACGGCCAUCUUCUGCUGGAUGAGCUUUUCGGGUUAUCAAACGGCCUUCGUCUGCCUCGGGCUCUUCCUUCAGCAGGUCAUCUUCUUCCUUGGGUUCGUGGUUUUCACCUUUCUGGUCAUCAUACCCAUCCUGUACGGCAGGAACCUCCUGCUCUUCUGGAUGCUGGAGAGCAUGUGGCCCUUCUGGCUCACGCUGGUGCUGGCUGUGAUCCUGCAGAACCUUGCUGCUCACUGGGCCUUCCUAGAGCAUCACCAUGGCCAGCAAGAGCUGACUAACAGGAAAGCUUUAUAUGCCAUCACUUUCCUGCUCUUCCCCAUUAAUGUGCUGGUGGGCAUCAUAGUGGGCAUUUGCCGGAUGGUGAUCUCCACCCUCUUCAACGUCAUCCACUUCUGCCAGAUGGACCUCAGCUUGCUCUGGCAUGGUGUGGACACUUUGGACCCAGGCUAUCGCACUUACUGCUAUUACUUGAAGAUGGAGGUCAGCCAGUCACAUCCGGCAAUGAAAGCCUUUUGUUUCCUGCUCCUGCAAUCACCUGGCUCUCGGGGAUUGGCUGGAGCCCAAGCUGUUCUCAGACCAAGUGAUGUAGAAGAAGGGAUCCAUUUGCUGCAGACCAAGAACCCAGCCAGGAAUACCACCAAAUCUAAACAAAGUCGAGUCCGCUGGGGAUUGGCUUAUACCCUUACCCGCAAUCCAUCUCUCCUGGCCUUCCGGAAGAAAACUCUGGCCGGCCCUCUGGCCAAUGGGAACCAGCCCAGCCCUCCCAACCCCUGA
Vombatus ursinus (common wombat) is the source of this 1586-nucleotide messenger RNA. RefSeq names its product receptor for retinol uptake STRA6-like. Gene Ontology annotation, biological process: vitamin A import into cell. The transcript has 13 exons. Gene Ontology annotation, molecular function: retinol transmembrane transporter activity; signaling receptor activity. Lineage: Eukaryota; Metazoa; Chordata; Mammalia; Diprotodontia; Vombatidae. The annotation marks the transcript as partial. The record is from RefSeq and is a predicted model, not a curated record. Gene Ontology annotation, cellular component: plasma membrane.